Penaeus monodon (black tiger shrimp) is the source of this 1484-nucleotide messenger RNA. RefSeq lists its product as uncharacterized. The record is from RefSeq and is a predicted model, not a curated record. NCBI's taxonomy places the organism in Eukaryota, Metazoa, Arthropoda, Malacostraca, Decapoda, Penaeidae.
ACCAGAAGGGAUCGUCGCAGUCGCCGUUUCAGCAUCAGAGAGAGAGAGCGAAAGGGAGGCGAAGCUACGACGCUGUAUUAUGUCCAUUUCCUGCCGGUUCUCUAAGCGAAUAUGGACAAAGAAAGAAAAAUUAGCAGUAGGACAAAGAAUCCGCCCCAUUCUCUGUACAAUGCUAACAGUGAUGACUCGGAUACCCUGGAGGACCUUAUGCAAAUGCUGCUAGAGAUGCAAAAAUGCUUUACUGAGCUUGGGAAACGGGUGUUGAAGGUUGCCCAUGAGAAGACGCCUCAGAAAAGGUUGGAGAGCACUGUAUUGCCUUGCAGUGUGGAGGAUGAUGAGGAGGAUGAGUAUCAGCCAGAUUUCCUAGAAUGUGCUCCAAGCCUUUAUGAGGACACCAGUGAUGUAACCAGUAAAUCUAACAAUGUAAGAACCUUUAUUCCCACACCAGAAAUCAGGAAGGUGAAAAUGCUAUUACAGGCAGCCAAAGAAGAAAAUGAUGAAAUUGAUGACAAGAUCCGGCAGAGAAAGAAGAUGGUUGCUAUUGCAGAGAGGCAGAUGACAGCAGACUCAUGUGCAAAGAAAAGAAGUAAGGAAAGUAUUGACCAAGGGAGGAUCAAGUUAAGUACAAAUGAGGAAAGUUGGAAGCAUGACAUGUACCACCAGAUCUAUGAUAAGCAUUUCAAACUUGAAGAUCAGCCUGCAAGCAGCAUCAGAGCAUCAGAGCAAGAAGAUAACCCUCUGGGGCAUCCUGAAUAUGAAGUGCCUGUUCAUGAUAUUUUUAGGUAUCCUGUAGAAAAGGUUCAUGUUGGAUCUGUAAGCAUGGAUAGAGAUCUGGUAUCCAGAAGUGAUGGAAAUAUGAAUUUGGUAGUUCAUCCAGGGAUGCAGACAAUCCCAUUCAUUGAACAGGAUGCAGAUGAGCUACCAAGCCCCUUGAGGAGACCUCUAAGCUUUACAGAUGUGGAUUCAAGCUGUAUGGAAGAUACACACUCAGAGUUUAGCAUUUCCCUUCAGUCGCCUGAAGCCAGCAAACCUGCUGAAACCUUGCCCACACCUUCCUCCUCGGAAAAAACACCAGGAAAGUAUGUGUUACGAAGACCAAAUCCAAACACUAAAGUUCCCCUUAGGAGGCCAAAGUGUGCUCCUUCAACUUUACUCUUGUCUACACCAGAAAUCUUGAUUGAAACCCUGGGCAAGACUUCCAAUCCUCCUCCCAGCAGUGCGUCUUGGGAAAUGGAAAAGCAUGAGAAUGAUACUGAGUGUCUAUUGGCAAGGACCUGCUACCCUGGAGAAGCCAUUGAACAUGAAUUUAAUCCAGAAGUCUGCAUAACUGUGGGGAGGCCUUCCAGGAAUACGACAAGAAUGAAGAAUGGACUUGCACGAAUACAGGCCAGAUUAGUCCAGAUGAGUAAUAGUGCUUUACCAGUUGCAGAACAUAAAGUUAUAAAAUGUGAUACAGCAGGGUAUAGGAAUGUGGAAACCUACGU